Saccostrea cuccullata (small rock oyster) is the source of this 2692-nucleotide messenger RNA. Its product is annotated as forkhead box protein K2-like. Bases 27 to 1928 code for a protein of 633 amino acids. Lineage: Eukaryota; Metazoa; Mollusca; Bivalvia; Ostreida; Ostreidae. Gene Ontology annotation, biological process: regulation of transcription by RNA polymerase II. The transcript is spliced from 8 exons. The record is from RefSeq and is a predicted model, not a curated record. Gene Ontology annotation, molecular function: protein binding; DNA-binding transcription factor activity, RNA polymerase II-specific; RNA polymerase II cis-regulatory region sequence-specific DNA binding.
UUUGAUGUGCCCAACGCCGCCUCGUGAUGUCUGCACUGCAACAGCCCUCGGACAACGAUGCCUUGGCAUUGUUGGCCCUCAAAAACCAAUCAGCUCCUGUGAGUCCUGCGAGAAGAAAAUGGAGCCCAGAACCAAAGGGUGUUGCAAUUGCUAGAUUAGAAAGCAGAGACUUUGAAUAUUUGAUGCGAAAAUCGCGUAUCUCGGUCGGUCGGAACAGCAGUAAAGGAGACGUAGAUGUAAACAUGGGCCACUCGAGUUUUAUUUCCAGGGUUCACUUAGAGAUAAUGUAUGACGAACCAAACUUUUUUCUGAAGUGUGGAGGAAAAAAUGGUAUAUUUACUGACGGCGUGUUUCAAAGGAAAGGGGCACCACCUUUACAGCUGCCAAGGACAUGUACCUUGAGGUUCCCCAGUACAGGCAUUAAGAUUGUGUUCCAGUCUCUGGUAGAAGAUACGACACCGGCUACCACAAUCCCCCCACCACUGUUGAUUGAAACCCCACCCAAGAAAAAGAUUUCUCCGCUCCUCAAAAUAAAUAUCCCAGAGAGAGUGGAACGUACAUUUGACAGUCCGUGUCCUUCACCCACUGGAACUAUUAGUGCUGCCAAUUCUUGUCCAACUAGUCCUCGAGGGGGUACAAGCCACCGUCCUUCACUGUUACCAAAUAUCCAGAUAGCUGCUAUGAAUGCUGCUGCCAAUCCCAGGGAGGAGAGCCCAGUAGCCACCCCACAGAGUACAGACAUGAGCAUUGGGGACAGUCCAAAGGAUGAUUCUAAGCCGCCUUUCUCGUAUGCUCAGUUAAUUGUUCAGGCUAUUACAUCUGCUCACGACAAACAGUUAACGCUAAGUGGCAUUUAUGCGUACAUCACAAAGAAUUACCCAUACUACAGAACAGCAGAUAAAGGCUGGCAGAAUUCAAUACGUCACAAUCUCUCACUGAAUCGCUACUUUGUGAAAGUUCCCCGCUCUCAGGAUGAGCCAGGCAAGGGUUCGUUUUGGAGGAUAGACCCAGCAUCUGAGGCAAAGUUAACAUCACAGGCAUUCAGGAAGCGCAGACAGAGGGGAGUGCCCUGCUUCAGAACUCCUUUUGGAGGAUUAUCCACAAGAUCAGCACCAGCCUCCCCGAGUCACACAGGUGGUACAUUUACACCUGACAGCUUGUCAAGAGAAAGUAGUCCAAUUCCUGAGGGUUUUGAGGGUGAUGUACACAGUCAGCCCACAGUGAUGACCCACCCCCAGAUUUUAACAACUCAGCAGGCGGCCGACUUAUACAGAAUCAGCCAGUCAGCCCCGGGGUCACCAGCAGGAUCUCGUGUGUUAUCUCCCGUCACUGUGACGGCCACUUCCUCCUUGAAUCCUACUGCCACCUCAGCGAUCCAUCAGCUGCCCACAGUCAUCACCAAGCCAAAAGUCAUCGUAUCUAACCCCACACAGGUGGUGCUAAACGGACCAUCCGCAGUUUCCUCCCUUACUAAUGGGUCACACAUGGAGAUCAAAAAGGAAAUCAAUCCACAGUUACAAGAAAAAAUUCAAGCUGUAGUGUCAGCAGGAGGUCUGAAGCCAGUGACACUUGUUAGAAAUCUCACCAGUGGACAAGGUAUGAACAUGGGCAUCGUACAGCAACCUGGGCAGCCCCUCACUGUGAUGUCAUCAGGAGCCCAGGCCCAGGCAGCCACCCUCCUUAGUCAGCCUGUCACGUCACAAGCAGGGGGAAUCACUCUGUUUCCCCAGUCAGCUGUGCAGCUUGUCAGCACAACUGGUUCACAUGUCCCACAGCAACAGUUGCUGGUGACUACAAUAUCUGGAGUUCCUGUGACCUUGACCUCCAAACGUCCGGCAGAGGAAUAUGUGGAAAAUAACGGUCAUGCUUCAGAGCACACGGAAACCAAACAGAUAAAGCUAGAGGUCAAAGAGGAAGCAGCAGAAUAAAGCGGAGAAUUUUAUCAGAUCUAGUAACACCUGUUAGGUUUUGUUUACCUAUAAAUUUGUCAUUUUAGAACGGAUUUUAAAAUUAUGACAUUGACAUGUUUGAAAUCCUAAAGAAUGAAAUAACAGAAAAGAUAAACUGGCACAGUUGAUGACUUUCUUUGUGUGGGUGUAUAUAAUAUUAUUCAGUUUCAGCACUUGAAAUUCAAGUGAUUUACCCUAACACAUAAACUUGCUGUGGAAUGGAGAUGGUUUGGGUUCCUCCUUGAGAUCUCAAGGGAACCAGUUGUGUACAGAACCAGCCAUAGUGCUCAUUUUUGUGAUUAUUUCAUGUAGCCAACAUUGCAGUUAAGGCAGCUCCGUGGCAACCCAUCACUUUCUACAGGAAAAUUCUGACAGCAAUCAACCUAAAAUAAUGAAGUUUAAGCACUGAUCUGUCCUUCUCUUGAUUCUGCAUUGUGUGAAUUGUGUGCAAUAUGUCCACAACAGAAUUCAGAAUUCAAAAUAUCCACUAAGUACUGUAGGAGGCUUUAACAGAUUGUUGUGUAGAUUAUGGCGGUAUUAGAUGUUAUAAUGAAAUAGAAGUGAUUCUAUCGUUACUUGUCCAAAUUUCUUCUUUGUUAUUGCUUUGUGCAUUAAGUGUAAAUUUUAUUGUCUUUUUUGUUCUUGUUUUAUUGUCAUUGAAUGUUAGGAUGAAAUUUUUAAAAUCAUAGUUCUGAAGAUUUUUUUUUUAUUUGAAUUUCCCUUUUUUAGCUCACCUGAGCCAA